AUGGCUUUUUCUAGAGAUUGGUCAUUUUACAACUAUACGCCUAGUUUAGGUGCGGCUAUAGUGUUUAUUAUUUUAUUCAUACUUGCCACAGCAACAUUCUCCUACCAGGUAUGGUACACUUCCAAAGUGGCUGCCCAAUUGUCCAAAAACCCGUUUGUGCCCGAAGAGGAACUGAAUGAACCUACUAAAAAGAGAGAGAGCAAAAUGUACAGUAUCAAGUCGGCCUCUAACGCUCAUAUUCCAUUUUUCAUUGGAUGCGCUCUGGAAAUCGUGGGCUUCAUCUGCAGAGCUAAGAGCGCGACUGAUAUUAACAAACUGACACCGUUCAUUAUACAAAACAUGUUUGUGCUGGUGGCGCCUACAUUUUUUGCAGCGACGAUCUAUAUGAUUUUUGGAAGAGUUUUAUUUCUGUUGGAUUGCCAGUCGCUCAUGCCUAUAUCGCCUCGUUAUGGUACAACAUUUUUUGUCACCGGUGAUGUUAUCAGCUUUUUGCUGCAAGGAACAGGUGGUGGGUUGAUGGCUUCUUCUGGCGGAAGGAAUAUAGGUUCCUAUAUUGUGAUUAUUGGUCUAUUCGUUCAAGUCGUCUUCUUUGGGUUUUUCAUUCUUAUGGAGAUCAGAUUUACGAUGUGCAUUCAGAAGACAUGUCCCUACUUUUGGAAGCUAUCCAGAAAAUGGUGGUUUUUGAAUUUGAGUUUGCUAGUAAGCAGCAUACUCAUUUUGAUACGUUCCAUUGUCCGUAUUGUUGAAUCUAUCCAGGGUUACAAAGGCUACAUCAUGAGUCAUGAGUGGUUCCUGUAUAUUUUUGAUGCGCUACCAAUGUUUUUCGUGAUUGUUUCGUUCUGCAUUGCCUCAUAUUUUGGAAACAUUUUUGACGUUACGAUAGAGUGUCGCGAACUCAAGGAGACGCCGCAGGAAAUUGAUGCGGAAUAUUCCGGCAAGGAAGACAUUGUGUAA
Messenger RNA from Saccharomyces mikatae IFO 1815, 954 nucleotides. Its product is annotated as RTA1 domain-containing protein. The coding region runs from base 1 to 954 and encodes 317 amino acids. Lineage: Eukaryota; Fungi; Ascomycota; Saccharomycetes; Saccharomycetales; Saccharomycetaceae. Gene Ontology annotation, cellular component: membrane. The record is from RefSeq and is a predicted model, not a curated record. The transcript has a single exon.